CUCAUCGGUGAACUUUACCAGAGUUUUCAGGCAUGACGUUUCUUUCCACGCGGCAGCUCGGCAUGGCCAUGCAGCCUCUGUGCUCGACACGUCCUCCUGCCCCUCGAAGCACCCCCAAAGUUAUUUAGAACUGGAUUGGCUACUGGGUUCUCGAAAGAGCCGGGCUCGCUAAUCUCGCGUAUAGGAAGGAGACGAGAGCAUCAGCUACUAGCUAGAGUGGUCGGAGGCAAUGGCGCAGCUGAGAGCACCCGCCGACGAUCAGCGGCAGCAGGAGGCGCUGCACGGCGACAAGGGCGGCGUCGACGUCGCCGGCGGCGGCGGCGGCAACGAGAGCAACAAGAAGGCGAGCGCGGGGCUCUGCGGCGUGCUCCGGGAGCGCAAGGUGGUGGACCUGGCGCGCGCCAAGCGGCGGCUGGUGGAGGUCCCCUACACCGCGACUCUGGCGCACACGGCCAACGCGCUCCUCGCGGCGCGCGUCUCCGCGGUCGCCGUGGCCGCGCCGCCGGGCCACUGGAUCGGCGCCGGCGGGUCCAUGAUCCUCGAGUCCGACCCGGCCACCGGCGCCGUCCGCAAGCACUACAUCGGCAUGGUCAACAUGCUCGACAUCCUCGCCCACAUCGCCGAGGCCGGCGACGAGGCCGACGCCGACGACGAGGCCGUCGACCUCGGCCGCCGGAUGGCCGUCCCCGUGUCCUCCGUCAUCGGCCACUCCCUCGAGGGCCUCACCCUCUGGACGCUCCAUCCCAACACCAGCGUGCUGGACUGCAUGGAGACGUUCAGCAAGGGGGUGCACCGGGCGCUGGUGCCGCUGGAGAGCUCGGCGGACAACGUGGUAGCGGUGGAGCUCGUGGAGUCCGCGCCGGGUUACCGGAUGGUGACCCAGAUGGACGUGGUGAGGUUCCUCCGGGCUCACGGCGCGGAGCUCCGGGGCGUGCUGUCGCGCACCGUGCGUGAGCUCGGCGCCGUGAGCGAGGCCGUGUUCGCGGUCGCGAGCGGCGCCAGGGUGAUCGACGCCGUCAAGGCGAUGCGCGCGGCGUCGCUCACCGCCGUGCCCGUCGUGGACGCCGCCGCCGUCGGCGAGGAGACCCUGCAGGACGUGUGUGUCCGAUCCAGCUCCGAUGAACACAUCGGCGCCGGCGGCGACGACAUCUCUUGCUUAUUUCUCCUGCUGCUUGUCUCGCAGGGGGUGGGGAAGAAGGCGGUCGAGACGUUCUCGGCGACGGACCUGCGCGACUGCCCGGUGGCGCGGCUGCAGCCGUGGCUGGGGAUCAGCGUGACGGAGUUCAAGAGGAAGGUGGCCGAGUACCGGGCGAGCAACAAGCCCGUCGUCCACGGCGCCGACGCCACUGGCACCGGCGUCCCGGUCGCCGCCGACGCCGACGCCCCGGCGGCUGCUGCCGUCGCCACCGACGAAGAACAGAGCGACGAGCACCCGCUGGUGACGUGCUCCCUGGAGAGCACCCUCUGCGAGGCGAUCGAGGCGGCGGUCACGAGGCACGUGCACCGGCUGUGGGCGGUGGACGGCGACGGGCUGCUGCGCGGGGUCAUGUCGCUCACCGACGUCCUCCGGGCCGUGAGGGAGGCCGCGCUCGGCGAGGACCGGGAGCUCCACAGCAUCGUGCCGUCCUAGAAGUUGCACCGAACUGGGUGUCUGUCCAAAGUGUGAACAGAUAUCUAUAUAAUAUUGCUGACUUUUCCACUCGUGUUCGUCGGCAAGAUUUAUGCUGCUAGUGAUUUUGCCUUGUUCCUCUGUUUUUUUAUGACACCUUGUUCUGUUUGGUUGAGGAAUUUUUUUAAGCUCCUGUCACAUA
Messenger RNA from Panicum virgatum (switchgrass), 1811 nucleotides. Its product is annotated as SNF1-related protein kinase regulatory subunit gamma-like PV42a. The record is from RefSeq and is a predicted model, not a curated record. The transcript is spliced from 2 exons. Lineage: Eukaryota; Viridiplantae; Streptophyta; Magnoliopsida; Poales; Poaceae. Bases 230 to 1630 code for a protein of 466 amino acids.